UUGAAGGAAAGGUUAGCAAAAUUGUCGUCCCUUCAAAAAACACAACCGUAAUGAUGAGUGAUGAAUUUGUGAGGAACAAAAUUUCGGCCAGAAAACCACAAGCUCCAUCCAGAAGUAAAGAGGUGAACAACAAGUAUUACAAUAUGGACAACCCACGUCGCGGAGUAGCCGCCAUUUUCAACCACGCUUCCUUUGACAACAGCUUAAUCAACCAUCGAUUAGGCAGUGAUAAAGACAUAGAAAGUCUGCGUCGGACAUUUGGAAAUUUGGGGUUCAAUCUUCAGUUCUUCAUUGACUUGACGUUCUCUGAAAUAACUUUAGCCCUGUCCAGCAUCAGCCAAAUGGAUCAUUCGAAAUGCGACUGUUUCUUGUUAGUCUUCAUGAGUCACGGUUUAGAAGGCAAGGUGCGAGCCAAAGACGUGGUGUUCGAUGUGAACCACCUCUGGUCAUAUUUCACCCCCGAGAGAGCACCGAGUUUAGCCAACAAGCCGAAGAUAUUCGUCAUACAAGCUUGUCAAGGUCAUGGAAGAAUGAGUGGAGUUAAAGUGGCCGACGAGGGAUCGGAGAUUACAACUCUAAUUCCAAGUUAUGUUUUACCCUCUUCUCCAGACUUCCUUCUUGCUCUCUCCACCAUCCCUGGAUACGUAUCCUGGCGUAGCCCCACGGCAGGUUCAUGGUACAUUCAAACCCUCUGCGCCUAUUUGGAUCGCAAGGGAACCGAACAAGAUUUGCUUACACUGUUGACCCAUGUAGGGAGAAGGGUUGCUAUUGAUUAUUCCGCAAUUGAUAUCAGAGACAAUGGCGUUGGCGGCGUCGUCAAAAAACAAAUUCCAUCCAUCAUUUCGUUCCUGGUCAAGAAGGUGCAGUUCACAAGAAAAGCACCAAAAAACAUAUGUGGCAAUAAAAGAAGAAUAGAUCACGAAGAUAGAAGCGAUGAUUCAGAUACAGCACUUGAGGGCAAGAAGAUAAAACUUGAUAACGAUAGUGAGAAAAACGCCGACACUUUAAAUAAAAACUAAUUUAACCUGUAUAUUAUAAAUAAAGGUA
Messenger RNA from Macrosteles quadrilineatus (aster leafhopper), 1047 nucleotides. Its product is annotated as caspase-1-like. The transcript has a single exon. The record is from RefSeq and is a predicted model, not a curated record. NCBI's taxonomy places the organism in Eukaryota, Metazoa, Arthropoda, Insecta, Hemiptera, Cicadellidae. Gene Ontology annotation, cellular component: cytoplasm. Gene Ontology annotation, biological process: proteolysis; apoptotic process. Bases 51 to 1019 code for a protein of 322 amino acids.